Microplitis mediator is the source of this 1390-nucleotide messenger RNA. RefSeq names its product protein tolkin-like. The transcript is spliced from 4 exons. Gene Ontology annotation, biological process: proteolysis. The coding region runs from base 337 to 1281 and encodes 314 amino acids. The record is from RefSeq and is a predicted model, not a curated record. NCBI's taxonomy places the organism in Eukaryota, Metazoa, Arthropoda, Insecta, Hymenoptera, Braconidae. Gene Ontology annotation, molecular function: metalloendopeptidase activity.
UUUGUGCCUUAAAACAUCAUGGCGGCCACAAAAACCUCGCAGAUUAGAGAUCACUAAGUGAUGGAUGAGGGCAAGUGUUUAUAAUGGCGUGUCUGAAAUCUUGGUGAUUAUAUUCUUAAGUGAAGGUAGCCCUUAUGGGUUGGGAAAGAACUUGCUCCCCUCCACUCCUAUGCAAGCAGUUCACCAGAGCUGAAGUCUGGUACCAUGGGGGAUCCAUUCCAAGCCUCACUUUGACCAGAGUCUCUCUAUUUCCUGAGAUGGGAGGAGUGUUUGGGUCCAAAUGAGGUCGGUCUUGUGGUGGUUGUUGGUGAGACACCCACAUGCAAUGCAUGCCUAAUGGGUGAAGAAAGUAACUUUGAUAAAGCAUCAGAAGACGAAUCCACUUCUUUGGGGCAAACUUAUGAUUACAGUUCUAUAAUGCACUAUGCAAGUAACGGUUCUGCAAAAAGACGUCAUUUAAACGUACUACAACCCUUAAUGGAAAUUAAUGGUGAGACACCGAUUCUUGGUCAAAGAAAUGGUCUCAGCCAAGGCGAUAUUAUGACGGCAAAUCUUCUGUACCACUGUCUCAAAUGUGGUGGAACUUUAUUUGAGCCCAAAGGUAUUCUCAGUCCUCUGACACAAGAAGGCAUACAGCUUGAUGUUCAACAUUGCCAAUGGACAAUCAGAGCAGCUGAAGGACAUCGAAUCAAACUUUCAAUAAAAUCAUUGAAUAUUCGUGAGAGCUUUGAUUGUUUAAUGAAUUAUCUGGAAAUUCGAAAUGGCUACGGGAAAAACAAUGUUGCUAUAGCUUAUUAUUGUGGAAAAUAUGAUACAACUCUGACAGUUAAUAGUAAUAUUGUGCAAAUAUUAUCGGUAAGAACUCAAGUUGAAAAUGAUAAGUCGACUUGUCUAAUAGAGUACGAGGCCGUGUGCAAUGACGAUAUUUACGUUAAACAUAAUGAUACAUUUUACUUGGAAUCACCAAAUUAUCCGGAACAAUAUGGACCCAACAACUUGUGUGAUUGGCGGAUUAGUGCACCAGAGGAUCAUUUUAUAUCAAUGAAGUUUUAUCAUUUUGAGUUACAAAAUAGUCCCGGUUGUAAAAGUGAUUUUUUUGAAGUACGAGAUGGUGACAAUAUUCAGGCUCCAAUUAGUGGAAUUUAUUGCGGAAAAAAUGACAAUUUGGAAGUUAUGUCCACAAGACCAUUUAUGUUUCUCAGAUUUAUUACCGAUGAAUCGGAAAACGGGAAUGGAUUCUCUGCUGUAAUUACUGCGCAACCAAAGAAUGUUCAAAAUUGAUGAAAAAAUCAAUUGCUAUUCAUUAUUGUCACCCGAUUUAAAACAUUCUUAUGUUGCUAUUUGUAUUGUCGUCACAAAAAUAAUAAUAAAUAACAAAACAAGUUUGUGU